AUGAGGGAACCCUGGAGGUGCCUGCUGGGCCUGUGCCUCCUGGCAUGCUCAGCCUCCACCCACAGUGCCGCCAAUCCCUUCGCAGGGCAGCAGACCCCUCCAGACCCUUGCUAUGACGACGCAGGCACAGCCCGCCGAUGCAUCCCCGAGUUUAUCAACGCCGCCUUCGGCAAGGAGGUGAUGGUGUCCAGCGUCUGCGGACGGCCUCCGUCCCGUUCCUGCAGCGUGGUGGAGCGGGGGGACGAUCGGCCCUCUGUGCGUACGUGCCAAAUCUGCGACGCAGCUGACCCGCGCCGUGCCCACCCUGCUUCCUACCUCACUGACCUCAACUCAGCCCACAACCUCACCUGCUGGCAGUCGGAGAACCUCAACACCUCGCCGCACAAUGUGACUCUCACCCUUUCACUAGGUAAGAAGUUUGAAAUCACCUAUGUGAGCCUGCAGUUCUGUUCUCCGAGACCAGAGUCCCUGGCCAUAUACAAGAGCAUGGACUACGGCAAGACCUGGAUGCCCUACCAGUUCUACUCCUCACAGUGCCGGCGUAUGUACAACCGGCCCAACAAAGCGACCAUUACCAAGCAGAACGAACAGGAGGCCCUAUGCACAGAUGGCCACACUGACCUCUACCCGCUGUCUGGAGGACUCAUCGCUUUCAGCACUCUCGAUGGACGGCCCUCCGGCAAAGACUUUGACAACAGCCCCGUCCUUCAGGACUGGGUGACUGUCACCGACAUCCGCGUGGUCUUCAGCCGGCCCCAGCUACCCCGAGAGCUGGCACUGGGGGCCGCGAGCAACGGCGGAGGGCGGGACGACGACCCCAUGGCGGUGACGUCAGCGCUGCCGACUUAUUUCUAUGCAGUGGGAGACUUCCAAGUGGGCGGGAGGUGUAAAUGCAACGGACACGGCUCACGCUGUCUGAAAGACAAGGAAGGAAAACUUGUGUGCGACUGUAAGCACAACACAGAGGGACCUGAAUGUGACCGCUGCAAGCCCUUUCACUACGACCGGCCGUGGCAGAGGGCCAAUGCCCGCGAGGCCAACGAGUGUCUGCCGUGCAACUGCAACCUCCACGCCCGUCGCUGUCGAUUCAACAUGGAGCUGUAUAAGCUUUCGGGGAGGAAGAGCGGAGGGGUCUGCAUGAACUGCCGCCACAACACUGCAGGCCGCCACUGCCACUACUGCAAAGAAGGCUUCUACAGAGACAUGGCCAGACCCAUCACACACCGACGAGCCUGCAAAGCCUGUGACUGCCACCCCGUGGGCGCAGCAGGCAAGACGUGCAACCAGACCACAGGCCAAUGCCCCUGCAAGGACGGCGUCACUGGCAUCACCUGCAACCGCUGCGCCAAGGGCUACCAGCAGAGCCGCUCAACCGUGGCCCCCUGCAUCAAAAUCCCAGUGGUCAACCCCACAGCUGUGGUGAGCAGCACAGAGGAACCAGCAGAUUGUGAGUCCUAUUGUAAACCAGUGAAGGGCAACCUGAAGAUUAACAUGAAGAAGUAUUGCAAAAAGGAUUAUGCGGUGCAAGUGAACGUGCUGGACAUGGAGACGGUUGGCGAUUGGGCGAAGUUCUCCGUCAAUUUGGUGUCCGUGUACAAGAGUCGUGGCGAGCCCUUGAAGCGAGGCGACAACAUCCUGUGGGUGCACAUGAAGGACCUGGCCUGCAAAUGUCCCAAGAUCCAGAUGAGCAAACGGUUCUUGGUGAUGGGCGGCAUCGACGGUGGGACGGGCACGGGGACGGGUCCGGGGGUCGGGCCCGGGGGCGGCGCCACCAGUCCAGGGGCGGAGCGCGUGGGCCUAGUGGCUGAUAAGAACAGCCUGGUGAUCCAGUGGAGGGACGUUUGGACGAGACGCCUGAGGAAGUUCCAGCGCAAAGAGAAGAAGGGGAAGUGCAGCAAAGCGUGAUGGGAAUUCCUCCAUACCUCUCCCUCCAUCGCCCACCUUCAUGAACCCUUACUCAGCCGUCCCCGUCUUCCCUCCCCCAUCACAGAACACUGCACAUUAGAAAGACUGCAUGUACCCUACCUGUUUUAAGGACCACGUUUUGUGUAUAUUGUAUAAUUAUUUUCCUUUUUAUUUUUCAAGUUUAUGUCUUUUUUGUUGUCCAAUUGGUUUGCCUUAAAAAGGGACCAUUAAAAAGGGUAUGAAGUGUAGACAAAAGCAGAUGCCAUUCCCUCCCUCGACGACGACAGCGGAAAUGUCCACUCGUCCCCUGACUACGACCCCCCAACCCGACCCUCAGCCUCCUGCCACUUUGUUUGACACAUACACACUUCACACACUUCUCUGAGGAUUUUAUCCAACAGUGUUUGUCACUGACUGAUUUCAGCAACUAGACAAGCUGCUCGUCCUCAGCUUGGCCUCCUCAUCAUUGUUUCAUUGACGAAACGACUCGGCUCAGCUCCAGCUGACAACCUUUCAACAUUUGCUGUUAAAAUGUUCAUAAAAGAAACGGGCCUGCUUGCUCCAGGUCUCUGCAGUAACUUCCACAAACUGUGACUAUGAAACUCUUGUCCCGUGAGGAACCAAGGGCUCCCUUUGCAGGGACGUUUUCCACAGCAAACCUCAGUCUCACCACCACUGCUGCUGCCACCAGACAGCCCUCACAGAACAAACUGCUCGUGUAGGCUCUUAUAUCUGCAAGUAUUUGACGCCACUGCUCAUAGUAGAGUUUAUAUUCUUCGUGUGGCUACUUUUAUGUCAUCCAUCCAUAACCCAGCUGUAUCCUUAUUUGAGAUGUAUCCUUUUGUUUAAACAGAACAAACCCUGUUAGCAUGUGUGAGUCACAUUCCAGGCCUCCGGGGCUGUGCCUCUUCACCACUAGUCCCGCUCAUGAGUGCUUUAUAAAGUCAUGCAUCACCAUCAUGACUCAUUGCUUGUCACUUUUUCUGGAAGAAAGAUUAAGCAUUGUGGACAAAUGGCUGGAAUUUCAGAACAAUACCAAUAUUUCCAAGGAGACUUUUUUUUUUUUUUUGCUUUAUGGAUCAUGUCUUCCGCUGGAUAGUGGCCUUCCAGAUGUUGCUGUGUGGCCACUGUCAUUUAUUUUGUAUUUAAAUGUCUGAACAUUUUCCUGAUGUGUCCAGUGACUGGCAGACUUUGUUUGCCGAAAUAAGAGAAACAAGAGUUCCUUUUGAUGCAGUAAAAAGAAAACAAAGUCGGAUAAACAACAUAGUCGUGUUUUUCUCUAGUGUAUUUUGACAAAAUGAAUGAGGCUGGAAAGUUUUUAGUGCUCGCUGAUUGUAAUAUGACAUGAGAGGAUCAUAUUUCAUUCCUCAUGUGCUUUGUUAUGUUUGCAUGUUUGUGGUUUUUGCUGGUCCAUUAAAACCGUACAGUGAGCAGAGCAAAAAUGAGCAUCGAGAUCCAAAGGAAAACUUCCCAAGUCAUCUUCUCCCACUUGCCUACCCCGACACAGUCCCUGUCAUCCUUUGCCAAAUAAGCAUAGUCAGUUUUUAAAUUUAAUUAAGACACUAUAAAAGUCAGGACCAACGAAAACCACAGAGAGACCCGUCUGGUUGCUCUCAAGCUUUUUAUCUGCCUUUUGCUGUUAUUUCAUUUUGUAAAGCACAUUACGAUUUAUUUAAGUAGAGUACAAGAUAAACACACAGUUUUGAGGGGCACAUCAAGCUGGUGUAGCAUCGAGUGUGCCGACAGGCAUGUCAUGCUAGCGAGUGGUUACGCUCCUCUGGCUGCGGCGGUAUGUUUGGUUUGUCAUUCUUCCAAAAGUGUCUCUCCUCUGCUCUCUUCUCUGUGUCAGCCACCACCCUCCCCAAACUCUCUUUUUUUUAACCCAUUUUGCAUGUUGUGUAUUCAGUGUCUUAGAUAAGUGACAGCACAGAUCGAGGCUGCCAAACUCCUCAGUGGUGUACUGUACUGCACUGUAGCUCUUGUUUUCACGUCUUCCGAGAAUGUAUGUCAAACUGUGAAGAACACACUCAUGCAGGUGUAUGGUCUGAUUGUAAGUGUUUAUGAAAUAAUGUCACCAAGCUUAAGAAUGUGGACGCCAUGACAGUUGAUGCUAUGAUGAACUCCAAACAGGAUGUUGUUCAAGUGAUUGUGGAUCUUCAUGCUUAUCUGUCUGUCUCAUAAUGCAACAUAUUCUCAUACACCGGUUCACAUAAUAUUCUAUGAAAACAUAUGCACAGAUAUUCGUGUAACUUACAAAAUAUGACCAUCCUAUUUAACAUUGUGAAGGGUUGCACUUUUAAAUACAUGGUUAGCGCUUUUGACACCAAAACUACUUGGUAAGGUUUAGAAAAAACAUCAUGAUUUGGUGGUACGUAAAGUAGGAUGGAGUGUAAGAUGUGACUUAGCUACAUACAGAGAAUAACUUACAAAUGUAACUUAAAGAAAAAAAAACAUGGACUUUUGGUUCUAAAGGAGACAGGAACACCGGUUUGUUUGACCCAUUAUCCACUAUCCACUCAUCCCUAUGCAGAUUUUUCGCUCUUUAUAAAAAAAGUCCUCCAAAUCACAUGACCACAUACAGUCAUGGAAAAAAAUGUUAGACCAUUGAUUUCUUUAAUUUCUUGUUCAUUUUAAUGCCUGGUACAACUAUAGGUACAUUUGUUUGGACAAAUAUAACGAUAACAACAAAAAUAGCUCAUAAGAGUUUAAUUUAAGAGCUGAUAUCUAGACAUUUUCCAUGGUUUUCUUGAUAAUGUAUUUGGUUAUUAUCAAGAAAACCAGACAGUAAAAUGCAGGAGGCAUUAAAAUGAACAAAUUGAAGAAAACAAGGGUGGUCUCAUUUUUUUCCAUGACUGUAGGUUGUUUAUUCCUUCCUUUUAAAUACGAGCCAGGGAGUGUUUUCAAAAAUAAGCGCCCCCACAACACAGUCAGUCUUCAUACCUACGUAACAAUUCCUGUUUUUAAUACAUUGUUAAUGUUGUUAAACUGUCACAAUUUAGGUUCAGGCAAUAAAACUACUUGCUCAAGGUUAGGGGGAAAAGUACAUGGUUAGGAAAAGCAAAAAAUAGCUAAAAAAGUAAAAUAAAUGGAUGGAACUACUGGAAGUAGUAACAACAUGUGGGCUUAGCACGGGAGUUAAGUUUAUUUCAAAUAACGACUUUGCCUUUGGGUUACGUCUUCUGUUUGUUUGACCCAUCCACCCUAGGUGGACCUGGUCUUUAUAGUUCAUAUCUCCCUCUGUGACAGCCUUGGCGUCCUUCAUAACUACUGCAGCCACUAGAGGGCGCCACUUACUACAAAUGCAUGGGUCAUUGUAAGCUGUAGCUUGUAGCUGCUAACAACCUAUGGGGUCGUUUUUUUGUGGCAGCGUAUUCUUUGUUUACUCUUGUUAUAAUAAUUACGACCAGACGUCAGUAUUGGGUCAUAAUAAAUUGCACCUCCUGGCUCAUGAUUAUACAAGGUAUAUAUACAAAUUAGACUGCACUAUUUUUCAUAGUUAUUAGUAUGAACAGUGAAUGAGAACAGCUUGCAUAAUUUUGACAUUUUUUGAUUAUCUAAUCCAAAAACAACCCAUAACCAAAAUGAGUUAUCACCAACCAUGAUUUCUGGUGUGUGACAAAAGAGGAAGGACAAAAAAAGUUUUGACAGCACUAUACCCAGGACGCAAUUCCCACCGUUGGGAUUUCACAAAAAUGCAGAACCAAACAGUCCUUUAUUUGUCUGUUGGCCGUCCGCAGCGGCCCGUCAGACAGGUGGUGUUACAGUAGCACCAGUCUCCUCACCCUGGUAUGUGAGCACGGGGUGACACAUUAUGAUUGAUGGUCAAAUUACGUGCCUGUGAGGCCUCUCUGGCGCUCAACUCCUUAAGCGCCCAGCACAGGAACUGCGUUGUCCUUGAAUCCCCAAAUCCUUCUUUCCUUUCUAUUGGCUUUUCCUUUUCUUAAGUGCCCACCCUGAGUGUUGGUAUAAAGAUAAGAAGUAAAAGUGAGCCAGAUGUUGUUUGGGGGUGGAAGCAUAGUCUUGUGAAAGCUAUUUAGUGAGCCUCAUAGGGAGAGCCGUCCUGUUGUUUAACGUUAACAAGCCCAGCAGCUUGGCAGUGGAACUGAGGCCAUAACGGCUUUGCUUUGUUUACCCCCCUUUGCACCAUUUAUAGCAUUCACAGGUGUGUGUGUGUGUGUGCGUGUGUGUGUGUGUGUGUGUGUGUGUCUAAUUAACCUUACCCGAGUAAACAAGUGAUAUGAGCACGAACUGAAGGUGCAGAGAGGCGAGAGAGCUCUCAUUUGCCACUGCCUAAUAUUUGCAUCGAAGAGUCUAUGAUGAAGAAUUAUCAUUUACAUUCUCCCGAUACACAUUUCUUUCUGGUUCACUUCCAUUUCGCCUUGUUUAAUAAGUCUUGACACAUUUUUAAUGUUGUAAAUAUGUACUGAACUGCCUCUCAUUCAUGUUGUCUUUUGUAAAAGCGUCACUUGGCCUGGGAUGACUCACGUGUAUGGAUGUACAAACCAGAUGAUGUUAUAUGGAUGUGGAAACCAGAAACAUAUGCUUUUGUGAUCACAACCAGAAGAUGUGGUUCAAAUAUUACACAGAAUGUAUUCCCUUUUUUUUUUUUUUUUGUUACGUUGUUUCGAGACAACAACCGCCCCAAUUGUAAAUGACUUUGAGGAGAAAUGUGACGGACGGGAACUGACACAACAACCCACCACUUUCUGUUGCAUAAUGUCCUGGGAAUAAUGGUUCACUCACACAGAAAUCAUCCACCUUCCUUUCUUGGGGAACAAAGGGAUUAUUCCCUCAGUUCAGUCCUGCUCUUCACUUCUGUUAUAUCAACGUCUUCCUUGUACAUUUUUCCUCUGAGGCAAUGAACCACUGACUUUUUAAUCUAAAUGAUAAAAAAAUAAAUUAUUAGUUAAUGA
Molecule: messenger RNA, 6818 nt
Organism: Centropristis striata (black sea bass)
Lineage: Eukaryota; Metazoa; Chordata; Actinopteri; Perciformes; Serranidae
Gene: ntn2
Product: netrin 2
Molecular function (GO): protein binding
Source: RefSeq, a predicted model, not a curated record